UGUAAUCUCCACGUUGAUCUUGUCUCUGUCGUGAAGCAAGGAAAACUCACGAUGACAGCGUCGGUAACGGCGUUUAUAGACAUAACAGAGGAGGAACAGGCUCAAGAGUUGAAAGAUUAUUUAACAUCUCUUGGAGCGUCGUUUGAUGAGACGACAUCAGGAGAAGUUGACGUGGCGAAGAUUAUUCAAGCAGUAGCCAACUCGUUUUCGAUUUGUAUGGCGAAAGCAAGUGAUGAAGAUGCAGAGAGUGUGCUGAAUUGUGUACUAUCGUUCUCAUUCAUGUUGAAACAAGACGAGUUCUUAUCCGUUCUUCGUUCGUUGACACGAGAACUCUCGUCCAACAUCACAACUGAAAACAGACAUUCACGAUUUCAACUAUUGAAUAUUCUGUAUGCUGCAAUGGACGAGAAGUGUCCUGUACGAUUGGACGUGUGGAUCGCAUUGCUGCGUUUGUCUGUCGAUCUGAACAGCACUCUGACUGUCCCCGUCAGCUUGAAGAAGUUGAAUGGAUGGCUGACAGUGUGGAAAACAGAGAAAACGAAAGCGAGGGAAGCAUAUCAUGUGUUACAUAAAACAUUGAGACAUUAUAAGAAAAAAGAAGCCAGUGAUGUGCAAGUUGACUUGUUGAGAACGUACAGUGCUGACGAACUUCCUACAGCAUCAGCUGAUGCACAUCAGUGUAUUAUAGACGCUGUUGCAGAUCCAGAGGCUUUGCUGCUUGAUCAUCUACUCGUAUUGCUACCAAUUGAAGCAUUGAAAGGAACAGAAGUGCACGAGCUUUUGAAAAUAUUUGUGAGCGGCACACUCUCUGAUUACAUAACCUUUUAUGCAGAACAUCAAACAUUCAUUGAGUCAGAAGGGCUUUCACAUGAGAAAAACUUAAAGAAAAUGCGUCUGCUGACAAUCAUUUCUUUGGCUGCAUCAUCUAGUGAGGUGACGUUUGAGCAGAUAGCUCCACAGUUGAAGUUGGAAGAAGAUAAAAUUGAGGAGUUUGUAAUCAACGGUAUACGGGCUAAGCUAAUAGGAGCAAAGAUCAACCAAGUUGAAAAGAAAGUGCAGUUUACGUCACUCAUGCAUCGCCAGUUUGAUCGUCAACAAUGGGAGUCACUCAAUAGUCGUCUGAACGCAUGGAAGAUGAAUAUUAGCAAGGUGUUUGGUAGUAUAAAAUCAGUUGUAGGUUUGACUUGAUCUUUAAGCUAAAAAUAUAUCAACCGUCAAACAU
Corticium candelabrum is the source of this 1222-nucleotide messenger RNA. RefSeq names its product eukaryotic translation initiation factor 3 subunit M-like. Gene Ontology annotation, molecular function: translation initiation factor activity. The coding region runs from base 52 to 1188 and encodes 378 amino acids. Gene Ontology annotation, biological process: cytoplasmic translational initiation. The transcript has 10 exons. The record is from RefSeq and is a predicted model, not a curated record. Gene Ontology annotation, cellular component: eukaryotic translation initiation factor 3 complex; cytoplasm. Lineage: Eukaryota; Metazoa; Porifera; Homoscleromorpha; Homosclerophorida; Plakinidae.